Messenger RNA from Galeopterus variegatus (Sunda flying lemur), 1499 nucleotides. RefSeq names its product zinc transporter ZIP2-like. The coding region runs from base 286 to 1194 and encodes 302 amino acids. Gene Ontology annotation, molecular function: zinc ion transmembrane transporter activity. Lineage: Eukaryota; Metazoa; Chordata; Mammalia; Dermoptera; Cynocephalidae. Gene Ontology annotation, biological process: zinc ion transmembrane transport. Gene Ontology annotation, cellular component: plasma membrane. The transcript has 3 exons. The record is from RefSeq and is a predicted model, not a curated record.
CACUGGGCUGUGCCUGGCAGGGAGUCUGGAGUUUCUGGCUUCCAAGCUCAGGAAGGCAUGAGCCAGGGGAGGGGCCUCCAUGUAGGGGGAGGGCGGGAAGCUGGGGCAGGGCCCAAGUCAGCUAUGCAAAGCUGAGCAAGCAGAGGCAACACAGAACAGAAAGGAUACCAAGUCUCCUAAAACUCAGGGGAGUGGACACUCCAGCUUUGACCAUCUAAGAUACCACUCCUGCUCCGAAUAACUCCAUUUGUCAUUCUGAGGCUCUGCUUCUCCCACACCCCAGAGAUGGAGCCACUACUAGGAGUAAAAGUUGGCUGCCUGUUUGCCCUGCUGGCUCUCACUCUGGGCUGUGGCCUCAUUCCCAUCUGCUUCAAAUGGUUCCACAUUGAAGCAGCCACAGGUCGUCACCGCCGGGUCCUCAAACUCCUGGGCUGCACUUCUGCUGGUAUUUUCCUGGGAGCAGGGCUCAUGCACAUGACCGCUGAAGCCCUGGAGGGAAUUGAAUCGGAGAUCCAGAAGUUUGUGGUGCAGGUGAGCAGCAGAGAUGCGAGCUUCAGGACUAUCGAGUAUCCCUAUGGAGAGCUCAUCAUCUCCCUGGGCUUCUUUUUUGUCUUCUUUUUGGAGUCGCUGGCAUUGCAGUGCUGUCCUGCGGCUGCUGGAAGAUCAACAGAGGAGGAGGAAGAACAGAGUGGGGCUCACGUCUUUGGACUCCACAGCCACGGACCUCUACCUUCCGCCUCACGGGGUCCCCUUCGAGCCCUCAUCCUCUUGCUCUCACUGUCCUUUCACUCGGUAUUUGAAGGUCUAGCUGUGGGACUUCAGCCAACAGUAGCAGCUACUGUGCAGCUCUGUCUUGCCGUCCUGGCUCAUAAGGGGCUCGUGGUGUUUGGUGUAGGACUGCGGCUGGUGCAGACAGGCACUGGAUCACGAUGGGCCAUGUUCUCCAUACUGUCCUUAGCUCUCAUGUCCCCCCUGGGCCUAGCCCUAGGACUGGCUGUGGCUGGAGGGGAUUCUGAAGGGAGGAGGGGUUUAGCCCAGGCUGUGCUAGAGGGUGUGGCAGCUGGCACCUUCCUGUAUGUCACCUUCCUAGAAAUUCUGCCCCGGGAGCUAGCUGGUCCUGAGGCUCCUCUAGCCAAGUGGGGCUGUGUAUUUGCUGGUUUUGCCUUCAUGGCCUUUAUUGCCUUGUGGGCCUGAGAGAUUUCUGACUUUUCUGAUGGACCUAUCUAGGAUGGCCUCCCAACCCCCAGGAGACACCUCCCAAAUGACUUUGGCCCUCGGACAUUUCUUCACUGGGACUAGAGGAUAUUCACUAGGCUCAUCCUAUAGAUUGGACCCCUGCUUUUCCCUACAUGAGAUCCCAUUCCCGACCCAGCUCUGAGAAAAGAAUGUUUAGGCUGAGUGCUUAUUAAUUGGAGAAUUGUUAUAAAGACCAUCACUCCAGAUUUGACUUUCAUCCCAUUUAUGCUACCAUGAGUAAUAAAAUGCCCAUUUUACCCUUA